AAAAGGAAGACUAUGACUUCAUCUUCCAUUCUCGCAUAUGACAUUUCAAUGGCUUCCGGUUCUUCCUCUUGUAUUACCGUUUCUCCUACCUCGCUAACGUUUUCCUAAGCUUUAGAGGCGAAGAUACUCGUAAUUCAUUUACAGAUCAUCUUUAUUAUGCAUUAAAGCGACCAGGAAUUUGUACUUUUAGCGAUAAUAACGAAGAAAUCAGUAGAGCUGAACACAUGAAGCCAAAGAUCGAGAGUGCAGUUAAAGAAUCUAGGGAUUCAGUAGUUGUAUUGUCAAAAAACUAUGCAACGUCCACUUGGUGCCUAGACGAGCUUCUGUUGAUCCUCACACAAAGAAGGGAGUGCAGUCAUUUCGUUCUACCAGUUUUUUAUCACGUUGAUCCAUCUGACGUUAGGAAUCAAAAUGAAACCUACGAAAUCGAAGUCAAAGCCUCUUCAAAGUGGACAAAUGACAAAGUUAACCAGUGGAAGAAAGCUCUUAAGGAGGUUGCUGAUUUGGCCAGCAUGGUUUUGUCUGGGCAAAGACAUGGAUUACAUGGUAAACAUAAUGGAGCAUGAUUACUUCGUAAUAUUUGGGAUCAAAAGUCUAAUCAAUAGAUGCCUUCUUUCUAUCUCACCAAACAAGAAAAUUAUGAUGCAUCCACUGCCAUAGGAGAUGGGGAGAGAAGUAGUCCAUCAAGAAUUACCAAAGAACACUGCACAACGUAGUAGAGUCUGGUGUAAUAAGGAAUCUUAUGAUGUUUUGCGAAAUGGAAAGGUGAUAUGCUUCCUUUGUUGAAGCUUCUUUUUCCUUCACAUUGUAUUAGUUUAUCUAUAAUUAUAUAGUUUUUUUAUUUUAUAUAUUAUUAGGGGUCAAAUACAAUGGUGUUAGCCUAUAUAUGUCUUUAGCCCACAUGUUUAUGGGCCCUUUACGCUUUAGUUGAUUAUGAUUUAGUCUUAGCUAGUAUUUAUUCUCCCAUUUCUUCUUUGUAUCCUUCAUGCUUUUCAUUGUGAACCUUGUAAUUUCUCUCUUUUAAUAAUCAUAUGAAAAUAUUAUCCUGGUAUCA
This is a messenger RNA of Lactuca sativa (garden lettuce), 1054 nucleotides long. The record is from RefSeq and is a predicted model, not a curated record. NCBI's taxonomy places the organism in Eukaryota, Viridiplantae, Streptophyta, Magnoliopsida, Asterales, Asteraceae.